This is a messenger RNA of Mytilinidion resinicola, 1909 nucleotides long. RefSeq lists its product as uncharacterized. Gene Ontology annotation, cellular component: membrane. Lineage: Eukaryota; Fungi; Ascomycota; Dothideomycetes; Mytilinidiales; Mytilinidiaceae. Gene Ontology annotation, biological process: monoatomic cation transport; transmembrane transport. The transcript is spliced from 3 exons. The coding region runs from base 87 to 1589 and encodes 500 amino acids. The record is from RefSeq and is a predicted model, not a curated record. Gene Ontology annotation, molecular function: monoatomic cation transmembrane transporter activity.
AUCAGACUUCAAGAUUGAGAGAUUCGCCCAAGCCCGCCCUCAGACGACGCAGGCCUCCUCCCCAGCGCCCUGCUCGACGUUUCUUCAUGUCACUGCGCAACAGCAAUGGCGUGCACCUCUUUAGCUAUUUCGGACGCGUGGUUCCUGGCCGCCAGCCAUAUUACGGGCCCCGUUCACUGCCUUCACCAGCACACGCCUACGCCGCGACAACCCCCCCUUCCCUCCACGCCCUGCAGUCUCGAAUCCUCAGGACGUCUACAAAAGGCCAGCACCACCUCGCAACAGACCCGACCACGCUCCUCAAUUGGUCCUCGACAGCCCAUCGCAUGCGACACAUAUCCCCUCCCGCGAUGACCUCCACAACCCAGUCUCGCGGCCACGCCGGCCACCACCACCAUGCGCAUGACAACACCUAUCUCGUUUCCAAGAACAAGAAUGACCCCGGUGUGCGGAUUACGCGCAUCGGGCUCUAUGUCAACCUUGGGAUGGCUAUAAGCAAAGGAGUCGGGGGCUAUGUCUUCAACAGCCAAGCACUAUCUGCGGACGCCAUCCACAGUCUCACCGAUAUGGUCAGCGAUGUCAUGACGCUGGCUACCGUCUCGCUGUCCCUGAAGCCGCCCUCGAAGCGCUUCCCCAGUGGAUACGGCAAGUUUGAGAGCUUGGGAUCGAUCGGUGUAAGCGGGUUGCUGCUGUUAGGAGGAGUGCUGAUGGGCAAGGCCGCAAUUGUUGCCCUCCUCCAGCAGUUCUUCCCCGAGAUCGCGCAUGAGGCUGCCCAUUGGGGGCUGAUAGGACAUGAUCAUCAUGGACACAGUCACAGCCAUUCGGACCUAGGACCGAACAUCAAUGCCGCAUGGCUAGCGGGUGGUUCGAUUAUGAUCAAGGAGUGGCUGUAUCGCGCGACUCUCAAGGUCGCCAAAGAGCGCAAGUCCUCUGUCCUCGCAUCCAACGCAUACCACCAUCGCGUCGACUCUCUCACUGCAUUCGUUGCCCUUCUCCUGAUUGCCGGUUCGAACGUCCUGAACAACGCGUCUUGGCUAGACCCAGUCGGCGGUCUAGUCAUCUCACUUAUGGUUAUACAAGCAGGCUGGGGCAACACCAAGGCCGCUUUCUUCGAGCUGGCUGAUGUCGGCAUCGACGAUGAAAUGCGAGAGAACGUUAGGAAGUCAGCUACAAAGGCAUUAGACACACUAAACACCAGCUCAGCUGCAAACAACGUCGAACUCCGUUCCGUGCAGGGCGUAAAGGCCGGCCAGAACUACCUUAUGGAUCUUAUAGUAGCAGUGCCCGCGAGCUGGACAGUUGAGCAGACACAGGGCGUGGAACAAUUGGUCCGGGAACGAUUAGGCGCCAAAGUACGCGGCGUGAAGAGGGUCAGGGUGCGCUUCGUGACGAAAGCCGACACGCAAGACUUCAUGGACGAGUUCAUCGGGCCUGAUAUCAGUGCUCAGUCGAGCCCGGAGGAUAGCUACGACCACGACCACGAUCACGAUCACGAUCACGAUCACGAUCACGAUCACAGCCAUGGUCAUGACCAUGAGCAUGAACAUGAGCAUACAAACGGCAAUGGCAAAGUGGUCAAGAGGAAGUAGAACUGUAUUAUAUGUACUUGUCCCGUCUCGCAUCUCCAACGUCUGGGAGUUUUGGGUAUGGAAGGUUGGAAACGGUGAUUUGCAUUGGCGAUUUGCACAUUCUCUGGAGCUUGUGCUUGGUUGGAUGGCGUACUUUUCUAAUUCCUCCAAAUGGUAGGCAUAUCGCUCUAUUCAUCGUGUACAGAAAUAGGGCAGUGCCGAUGUGGAUGUUGUAUAGAGAACUACUAGACUCGCAAGAACUUCAAUUCAGGAGUGUUCCAGUCGAUUAGCUUUCCAGAUACAAAAGUAGCUAACAAUAAUUGAAUCGAUGUGAGAUCAGG